GAGAAGCAGGAGGCUAGAGGGAGACCAAGGAGCCUCUACGCCGAGUGUCAUCACAAAUUACCAGGCGAACUUGCGAUCACACUCACUCUCCUCUUCCUCGCUCUUGGCAAACGCUGAGGCAGCCGAGCUACCACCUCUCUCUCUCUCUCUCCCUCUCUCUCUCUCUCUCUCUCUCUCUCUCUCUCUCUCACUCUCACACUCACACGCACACACACAUGCAUACACAUACACAUGCUCUCACUGGUAUCUGUCUUUCUCACUUGCAUCCACUUAUAAAACAUACACAGUUUAUACUUUUUUCCCCUCCAAACCACUACAGCUGUUGGUUCUAUUUUUAGUCAGUUUAUUUUAAAUUUUUAUUUUUUUAAAUAUUUUUGGCAAAAUGGACGAGUUUUGAAUGCUGCUCAGAGGCGUUCCUGUCUGAUCCACUGCCUCUGCUGGGUCCCUUUUUAAAACUUUUUUGAAUUGAUUGGUAUUUUGUUUUCUAAUGGAAAGACAUGCUGGUUGUGGCGUGACGGGAUGCUUCAGGACUUAAGCGCGAGCGUUUUCUUCCCUCCUUGCUUGCAACGACGGCCUUUAGCUCAAGUUCCGGACAAUGAUGAGCAGUUUGUUCCUGACUUUCAAAGUGAAAACUUGGCAUUCCACGGGCUGCAUUUGAGGAUCAAGCGUGAGCCCCACAGCCCUUGCACUGAGUUGGGUUCAGCCUGCAGCCAGGACAGGCCCUUCAAGCUCCAUUAUGGAGAGAAGUGCCUGUAUAAUAUCAGUGCCUAUGAGCAGAAGCCUCCACAGGCAGGAAUGAAAGUGUCCAGCCCAGCCAGGACACCCUGCAGCACGCCCGGCUCUCCCCACCAGCAUGCGUCCCCCGGUGCCACCCGCACCCCCAAACCCGACAGGACGUACCCACACUCGGUCUCACUGCAGCCCCUCCCUGACUCCACCUACUCCAUGGACCACAGGUUUCGGCGUCAGUUGUCAGAGCCGUGUCACUCAUUCCCCUCCCCGCCUUCCAUGACACGCGACGGCCGACCCAUGUACCACAGACAGAUGUCUGAGCCUAGCAUUCCCUUCCAGUCUCAAGGGUUUAAACAGGAGUACUCUGACCCCCUCUUUGAGCACCCGGUCAUGGUGGGGGCGCCCCUGCCUCAGACGUACCCCCCCUCUAUGAUGAUCAAACAAGAGCCACGGGAUUUCACCUACGAUUCAGAAGUGCCUAGCUGCCACUCUGUUUACCUGAGACAAGAGGCUUAUCUGGCCCCUGGAAACAGGACUGAAGGUUGCAUGUUCGAAAAAGUUGCUCGGCACUUCUAUGAUGACACUUGUGUGGUUCCAGAAAAGGCUGAAGAAAACACCCCAUCUGGAACCAGAAAUAAAGGACUGACCCGAUCAGCUGUUUCAUGGCCUUUAGGGGACAUAAAGCAGGAGGCGGGGCUUUACCGUGAGGGUCCCACCUACCAAAGGCGUGGCUCACUGCAGCUCUGGCAGUUCCUGGUGGCUCUGUUGGAUGAUCCCUCCAACUCCCACUUCAUCGCCUGGACGGGCCGGGGAAUGGAGUUCAAACUCAUUGAGCCUGAGGAGGUGGCACGUCGCUGGGGCAUCCAGAAGAAUCGUCCCGCCAUGAACUACGACAAACUCAGCCGAUCGCUGCGCUACUACUAUGAGAAAGGCAUUAUGCAGAAGGUGGCAGGGGAGAGAUACGUGUACAAGUUCGUCUGCGACCCAGAGGCCUUGUUCUCCAUGGCGUUCCCUGACAACCAGCGACCCGUGCUGAAGACGGACAUGGAGAGGCAGAUCAAUGAGGAGGAUACGGUUCCACUGUCGCACUUCGAUGAGAGCGUGGCGUACGUCCAGGAGGGCGCCUACUGCCACCCACACCCGUACAGCGAAGGCUACGUCUACUGACAGACGUGAGAGAGCGCUGCCACAGCAGCCGUCCCUACCACAGACUCCGCCCUCUUUUCAGGCCCCGCCCCUUUCCUCUUCCUGUCUAACGUCUCCGUCGUUUCCCAGGACAAAGAGUGCACUUUAUUGGACAGAGUCGGGCAGCGUGUAAACCUACUGGCGUAGUCACGUUAGUUGCUCCUUUGAUGUUUGUUUCUUUUUAAAAAAAAAAACCUAAAACAAAAAACAGGGGAGGUGUUUUGGCAUGUCAUAUUCCCACAGUGCAAACUCUGCAGGGAAUAGACUGCUUCUGGAUAGAUGUGUUCAUCUGAUUAGGCAGGUUUAUAGUCUGGAGCAUGUGGGAGAAUGAAUCUCAGUCUCUUUUUCUAAGUUCUCCUUCAGUCAUUCGUGGAGUGCUCAGUUAUUUUCACCCCCCCCCCCCCCCCCCCGCACCCAUACUGACUAACAGCUAAUAACAUGGUCUAUUUCUAUGGAAAACAAAAUCUAUAGACUCUCCACAGUACAAUUAAAAAAGCACAUAUUUGAUAUUCAGUCAUCUGGGUGAAUAAGACUCCCUAAAUGCACUUACCCUAUAUUAAUAAAUGGUUAAGUACGUGGUUAAGUACUAGCACAGAAGAACAACAAAUUACUGUGUCAUAUCAUUUAUUGCUUUUGGAUCCAUCCCAAACAUCGAUAAAAUACAGACAAAUAGGAAAAGGGGAAUCAGAGUAAACAUUUCUAAACUUAAUGAAUUGUUUUUGUUUUGAGCCCAUGUUGAGUUCUUCGUGUAGCGAUGUGUAUCAAAAAAUGGAAUUCAUUCGACAGAGAGUAGAAAUGAACAUAUAUUUCAUAGAUUAUUUCCACUGUAGCAUCCUGCACGAGGAUCACGCUAGCAAAUGAACUACUGUUUAAUAAUCUAAGAUAAAUGUCUCAUGUCCAUGGGUCUGGUGAGCCUCUGGCUAUGAACAAUGCAGUUGUACCAGAGAGCCCAUUCAGGUUGUUUUUUUUUUUUUAAAGGAAGUUUCGAAGUCAGAAGUUCGGGACAAACGUGUCAUUUAGCCACUGCUCCAUGGUUUCUGAAAAUAUGCCCAUGUAUGUUCAGGUUGUUCCACACAGAUGCUGCUUGACCAUGUGACUGGACACAUGUCGUCAUGCAGCUUUGGCCUGCAGUACUCACAUUACUCUUUUUGUCUUUUUUACAUCAGAAAAGAAAAAAAAAUCAGUGAUUAUUGAAUGUAAAAAUAUAUACACAACACUGAGAAGCAAAUGGCAAUAGCUACUCUUCUGUAAUAAAAUAGUGUUGAAAUACAAAUAAGUUGUCACCCUUCAAAUAAUCUUAUUUGAUUUUUGUUUUUGGUUUAUUCCUGUGAUAGUCUUUUUUUUUUAUUAUUAUUAUUAUUACAUUUUUGGCCUGCUUCUACCUUAUUUUACUAAUAAAAAAUAAGUUAGUAAUCAUAAAUACGUGUCAAAAUUCAAAUGUGUGUAUAGUUUUAGGAAUGCCGCUUAUUGUUAAAACCUAGAACAAACUGGAAGGGAAGCAUUUUUGAUUGAGAGGAUUUGCCUUUUCAGGUACAAUAAUAAUAAUAAUUAUAAUAUCCAGGUAAAGAUAUCCUCAGCUAACGUAGUGUUGGAGACGCUACCAAAAAGUGUUUAGUUGAAAUGCAGCAUAGUGAAAAAUCAAUUUAAUCAAACUGAAUUUAAGGAACAUUUUCAUGACUGAUACUUCAUUUUGUUCUGUAUCCACAGUUCAGAGGAAUGUUGAAGGAGUCUCGUGGAAAAACAUAAAACAAGUUAUUUGUUGAAAAAUCCAUUUCUCUUAAAAAUUAAAAUUUCAGAAAGCAUGGGUUUUACUUUGAAUCUGUCAUGUAAAGAUGUUUUUUUGUUUUUUGUUUAAAUUUAUGCCACUUUUGAUGUCACCUAAAU
Messenger RNA from Electrophorus electricus (electric eel), 3801 nucleotides. It is a transcript of the gene etv1, whose product is annotated as ETS variant transcription factor 1. Gene Ontology annotation, cellular component: nucleus. Gene Ontology annotation, molecular function: DNA-binding transcription factor activity, RNA polymerase II-specific; sequence-specific DNA binding. The record is from RefSeq and is a predicted model, not a curated record. Gene Ontology annotation, biological process: regulation of transcription by RNA polymerase II; cell differentiation. Lineage: Eukaryota; Metazoa; Chordata; Actinopteri; Gymnotiformes; Gymnotidae.